UUUGGAAAUCACUCACCAUCAACAUGACCAUGGGAAAAAUCAUCUUCUACGAGGACAAGAACUUCCAGGGUCGUUCCUAUGAGACUAGCAGCGACUGCCCUGAGCUCACCUCGUUCCUCAGCCACUGCAACUCCUGCAGGGUGGACAGUGGUUGCUUCAUGGUCUACGAGAGGCCCAACUUCAUGGGCCACCAGAUGCUGGUGAGGAGGGGAGAAUACCCUGACAACCAGCACCUGAUGGGCAUGAGCAUGGGUGACUGCAUCAAAUCCUGCCGCAUGAUUCCCAUGCACAGAGGCUCCUUCAGGAUGAGGAUCUACGAGAGGCCUGACUUUGGAGGCAAGAUGCACGAGCUGAUGGACGACUGUGACAACAUGAUGGAUCGUUACCGCAUGUCCGACUGCCAGUCCUGCAACGUGAUGGACGGCCACUGGCUGAUGUACGAGCAGCCCAACUACAGAGGCAGGCAGAUGUACAUGAGGCCUGGAGAGUACAGGAACCUCAGGGAGAUGGGCAUGAGCAAUGUGAUGAGGUUCAGCUCUAUGAGGCGUAUCGUGGAUUCCUGUUAGUCGCCAAUGUUUAAAGUCAAUAAAGUUUUUCAAAUUGA
This is a messenger RNA of Hypomesus transpacificus, 604 nucleotides long. Its product is annotated as gamma-crystallin M3-like. Lineage: Eukaryota; Metazoa; Chordata; Actinopteri; Osmeriformes; Osmeridae. The transcript has 3 exons. The record is from RefSeq and is a predicted model, not a curated record. Bases 24 to 566 code for a protein of 180 amino acids. Gene Ontology annotation, molecular function: structural constituent of eye lens. Gene Ontology annotation, biological process: lens development in camera-type eye; visual perception.